GGGUGAAGGCGUGGUGAGUGUGGCUCGAUACGAGGCGGGUGUGUGCGCUCCAGUUGUACCGGAGGAUGAACGCGGACAGCGGCUGCACGGCGGCUCUCCUCCCUGGUGAAAGCAGCCGGGGAGAAAGCUGAACGGGCAGGAUCGAUAUGCAGGGGAAGAAAUUGCCUUAUUCAUAGAUAAUAAUAAAAAGAACUAAAGCGGGAUAUAUCAGGAGUGCAAAGAUGACUGAGGGCAGACUGUGCCAAGUGCAGCUGCUGGAUGACAGGAAGCUGGAGCUGCUGGUUCAGCCCAAGCUGCUGUCGUAUGAACUCCUUGACUUGGUUUCCUCCCACUUCAACCUCAAAGAGAAGGAAUUCUUCGGUCUCGCAUUUUUCGACGACAAUGGUCAGCGUAAAUGGUUGCAGAUGGACCGCAGGGUUCUCGAACACGACUUUUCCAAGAAGUCCGGGACCGUUGCUCUGAACUUCCUGGUCAGGUUUUAUGUAGAAAACAUAACACAGCUGAAGGACAUCAUAACGGUGGAGUUAUUCUUCCUAAAUGCCAAAUCUGCUGUCUAUAAUGAGGUUAUAGAAGUGGAAAGCGAGAACGUCUUCAAAUUGGCUGCGAAUGCCUUACAGGAGGCAAAGGGAGACUACACAAGUGAUGAAAGCACCCGAGCUGAUCUGAAGAAACUACCGACUCUUCCCACCAAAGUACUAAAGGAGCACCCGUCUCUUGCUUACUGUGAGGAUCGAGUUAUUGAAUAUUACAAACAGCUGAAAGGAGUCUCCAGAGGACAGGCCAUUGUGCAGUAUUUGACGUUGGUGGAAUCAUUGCCCACGUAUGGCGUGCAUUAUUAUGAAGUCAAGGACAAGCAAGGGAUCCCGUGGUGGCUUGGGCUCAGCUAUAAGGGCAUCGGCCAGUAUGACCUGCAGGACAAAUUAAAACCCAGAAAGCUUUACCAGUGGAAGCAGCUGGAAAACUUGUACUUCCGUGAGAAGAAAUUUGCUGUAGAAGUGAAUGAUCCACACAGGCGAGCAGUAACCAAGCGCACAUUCGGACAGACGGGCCUACUCAUACACACGUGGUAUGCCAGCCAUUCUCUGAUCAAAACCAUUUGGGUCAUGGCGAUCAGCCAGCACCAGUUCUACUUGGACAGAAAGCAAAGCAAAGUUAAGAUAGGAACAUCGAGAAGUUUGGAGGAAAUAGCCAUGGAUCUCACAGAGCAUGGAGGAGCAAAACUAAACCGACUGGGAGAUGCAGGGCUGAAGAAUAACUUAAUAACAGCCAGCAAUGGGAGCCUGGUGUCUACAGGCUCUGCAGAAUCUGAAAUGAGUGAGGAGCAGAAGAAAGAGAAACUUUUCGAGCUGAGGAAAAAAGAGCAAGAGAUCCAAGAUAUCUUGGCAAAGAAAACAAAAGAGCUGAAGAAAAUUUGCCUGAGAGAGGCGGAGCUUAUUGGCAAGCUGCCAAAAGAGUAUCCCCUCUCAUCAGGUGAGAGACCGCCACAGGUCAGGCGACGAGUUGGCACCGCUUUCAAGCUGGACGAACUUUUCCCCUACAACGAGGAUCCCUUCCUGAGGAACCUGGAGAGCAGGUUUGCCCUGCAGCAAAAGAUUGUGGAGGCGGCCAAGAAGCUGGCGAAUGAGCCAGAGCUGUGCAAAACGGUGAAGAAGAAGAGGAGGAGAAACUGUCUGGAUGCCAUGCACAAACUCCAGCUGAUAGAGGAUGAGAUGAACCAGUACAGAAUCAAGAAGGGCAAAAAGCCAACUCAGCGGGCGUCAGUCAUUAUUGCAGAUGAGCUCAUCCGUUCAGACUGCAGCUCUCUGUCUAGUCUCCCACUGGAUGAUGAUGACUCAGACACUGCGAGUCAGAGGCCUCGGUCCCGGUCGGUCCAAGGUUCCCCUCAGCUCAGCCCGAUGCGGACGCUGGGGACAGAAUAUGACGUGGAGAGGCCGGGAUGUCCAAGGGAAAAUCACCAUAACAGGAACCACAGCAGACUAGCUUUUGAAAGCCAGGAGACUUCCCACUGCUACCAGAAUCCAAGAGAGAUUUCCUCCACCCACAGUAGUCCCUAUAAAACACUCCCCAGACCUCCUCGAGAUCCGCGCAGCAUGCCGCCCACCCCGGUUAUGACCCGCAAUGCCUACAGCAGCAGCCAGCUCAGGUCGGAGGGCUCCCCUCACUGCUUCAGGCAUCGCAGUGGAAGUCUGGAGUCUCAGCCCCACAUUAGAAAAGACACAGACCCAGAGAAGCCCAUCUUUAUCUUAUCUCCAGCCCAUCGCAGCAACAGCACAGAGGUGUUAGAGGACUGCUCCUCCUACACCAGCCAGUCCAGUCUGGACUACUGCGGGGCGGCCAACUCCCACUACAGUACUCUGGACUCCCGGAACUCCACCAUGCAUCGUCUACACAGGAAGGUGGAGGUCUAUGGAAAUACUGGGAGUAUGCCCAACUUGGUCCAACACCAUUCUGGUUGUAAUUUCUCAUGUGAGACCCCAGCACACUAUACACCCAGUGCCUACUACGUCUCCGGAUACCCCUGCCCGGACAUGGAGCCUUACGCUAACGGUGCCUACGUGUAUGAGAGUGAUGUAGAAGGCCACUACAACGUCAACCCUUCCUACCAGGUUAACGGGUACCACGGACAUGACAGAUUCAGGCAUUACAGCAGUGACCGGGCAGAUGGUCUUUCCCAGAAUCCCUACGCAACAGUGAGGCCGCCGCGAAACAGAGAGGGGCCCAGGAAUGAGCUGCUGGCCAAAAACAUGCAGAAGGCCCUGGUGGCAGAGCACUUGAAGGGCUGGUAUCACAGAAAUAAGAGCCCCAGGGAGGGAGGGAGGGGGAUGCUGGCUGGAUAUGACUUUGAUAACGGCUCUCAACUCAGCCUGGGCUAUCAGACCAUGCCGGCUGCUUUCAGCCACUCCAGCAGGACGACCUCCUUUUCUUCAGUGUCUUCAGUGGAAAGCUCAGGUAACUGGCGCAACCAGUUGGCAGUUGGUCUGACAGAAUACGAUUCACCCGACACACCUCAUUACCCACACCCUGGAGCUCCGUACAACCGCAGUCCUACACACAGAUUUCACCUGGAUGGAAGCUACAUGAGCAUUCGCUGAGGACCAAACCAAACUCUGGCAGAACUAAAGCCAUGGCCAGCAGCACAUGAAGGGGAUGGAGUUGAUACAUGGGCAGUACACAAACUUUUAUUCUGUUUGGGUUUUGGCAGUCUGUGUGUACACUGUCCUCAUGUUGAAGUAACCUCCGAAAACAGUGAUGACACUCAUGAAUGACUUUUUCCAUGUGCCUUGGAUUGGAUUAAUUGUACAGGGCAGAUGAGAAUGUUGUCAAGAAACUUGAAGGUGUUGCACAACCACACUGGAAUCAAACCGCUCUUGUGUUUUAAAGAUGGAAAAAGAGGCAACAUUUGUUUUUGAACAAAAUCCAACUCCAUGUAUUUGAACUGGAACUAGCUACUGCCUUAUAUAAAACAGUAGGUUAUUGAAUAAAAGUCAUUGUCACCACUUUCAUCUCAGUUAAGUAUGAUACAAUAUAAAGUCUUGAUGAAAACAGCGUUUGAACAUGUCCAAAAUGUGGCAUACAAAGAACAUUCAUUAGAGCAGACUGUGUGUAUGAUGAAUUUCCAUUUCUUCCUUUCUUUAAACUUUGAAUCAGAAUGUACUUUGUCAAUAUUGUUUAUUGAACCAUUUUUCUUUGUUGGUGCCGUAAUGUGUUUUUAAAAUGCAUGGUAAUGAUUUUAAUUUUUUGAUAAGAACUUCUUUUUUAUAUCAACAAAGGACCACUGCCGUAAGACGCAUAUUCAUAUCUUGCUGUUUGUUUUCUCACACAUUUGUACAGUCAGUGUGUAGUUCUAUGUUAGAUGUUGUCAUUAAAUAUUUUCCACUGGGAACAAGGAUGUGAAUAAAUACAUGUGUGAAGCA
Molecule: messenger RNA, 3914 nt
Organism: Labrus bergylta (ballan wrasse)
Lineage: Eukaryota; Metazoa; Chordata; Actinopteri; Labriformes; Labridae
Gene: frmd4bb
Product: FERM domain containing 4Bb
Biological process (GO): establishment of epithelial cell polarity
Cellular component (GO): bicellular tight junction; cytoskeleton; adherens junction
Source: RefSeq, a predicted model, not a curated record